AUGAGUGAGGUUGGCUUCACGGACAACCAGGAGGCUAUCAUCCUGUCCUUGGCCACGAAGUUGGAGUCUCUUCUACCUACAAGGACGGGCCACUCGAUGGAAGAGGUGGAAAUCGACCCCCAGUUUCUCCAAAUCAAAAAGAUCAUCUUGAGCACGAAUUGCAAAAAGCCGCUUAUGGUGACCUUGAUCAUCACUUCCCUAACGGAGUUGCUACGAACAAUCAAUGUUGAAGCUCGAGACACUAAGCUCAAAUAUCGAGACGAGAAAUCGAGGAGCUCUACGUUGCUCAUUUGCAGACUACUAAAUGCUCUAUUGAAGGCUAUCUGGAAUAGGAAAACCAGCUACAUGGAUGAAUCGGAGUUUAUGAGCAACUACUCGAAAUUUUACAAGUACGACGUGCCACAGCCACUAUGCCCCAAGACAGUUGUUGAUUUGCUUGAUUUCUACGUCAACUUGCUAUCCUCGGGAAUGCUCAAAAAGGUGCUUGCCUUGAUUCGCAAUGACCAGCACACUACGCCUUCACCGGGGACUUCUGUGAGAGACACGAGCAGCAUUAUAGAGGAUUACCAAUCGACCCCCGAGGACGCGAUAUUCAAGUCCAUCAAUGAAAUCGACUCCUGCAUCGAAGCCAUUUUAAGAUUUAUUGCCGUGUCCAACUCGGAAGAAUACUAUGAGUAUCUAUACGAAAGAAUGUUUUCAUAUGCAGACAAGAACCAAACCAUUCCAUUACCCGUGAUUCAGACAUAUGUGCCACUAAUAAAAUUUGUGUUUUUCUCGCAAAGAAAUCGCCUAAGAUUUGCUGCGUCGAUUUUGAAAGCAAUACCUUUCAUUCGAUCCAACACAUGGAAACAAGUUUUCCUUUUUUAUUUUUCCAGUUGCAAUAAAGACCAGAUUUUCUCAAGGCCAGACGAUUAUGUAAAGUUGGUUGAUAUUCGAUAUCCAACUUUUGUCAAUGACUUGAAAUUGAUCUUUGACGCAAUCUUGGGGCUAUUUGAUGAAACCCCCACCAUGUCUGCUUGUGCCUCGUAUAUGCUUUCCAGUUUUUUAAUCGUUUGUGUCGAGGAUUUCCAAGAGUUCAAUUCGGUGAAAUCAAUCAACAAGUUGAAACUCACCUUCAACAAGAGAAUCAAGUACAUUUCCCAGAUUUUAAAGGAGUCGGCCAACGUGUCAACUUUGGAAUCCUUUGAAGUCUUGACAAGGAUUCUACAUUUGGCAGCAAGACUCGAAUCUGCCGGCUAUAAAGACCACCCAGUUUUAGUUUUCGGCUUGCGGCAUCUAGAUGAAAUUUUCCCAAAGGUGCUCGAGUACGAAAAAGUUCACGAGGCCGAGUUGCAACAAAAUCCAGAAUUGAGACUGAAGUACGAGAUUACAAAAGUAAAUUUUUACACUGCGGCAAUCCUCCUACGACCGGAAAAGUAUUUCAAUAGCCUCACGAAACAAUAUAGGGAAAAGAAACACGACAUUUUGGUGACCAAGGCCUUUGUCAAUAUUGUCAAGGCACUUUCCGAAAUUGAAACGGCAAGGGAGAUUUUCCCCAAGUUUUUGCAAAGCAUGGUGGACGAAUUCCGAACCAUUAUAUUUGGUGCACUCAAAAUCUUGCACACUUUUGAAACACAUCAGCGAGAUGUAAAUGCUUCCUCCGAUUUCUGCAACCCUACAAUUGCCUCAGAGUUUUUAAACAUUGAUGAAAAUGAAAAGAAAGCUGAGGAAUGUUUGCAAAUGACUUUUCAAAGUACAACUACAAAUCUAGACCAAUAUGCAACAGAUGUCGGCAAUCAAUUAAGAGCACUGGAAAUGGUUCAAGAUGACUCCACAUCUAAAGUAUCAUCGUUGGCCAGUCAUUCACAGUCUUUUACUCUUGCUUUCCAAACAAUCGUUGACGCUGAAGAAAUUAUCGCCCUGAUUCUUCUGAUCUUUGUUGCGGUUCCAAAUUUGUAUUUCAACGAUCCAAACUUGAUGGAUGACAAGAAUUUAACAAAUGUCCCGCUACUGGAACUAGUUGAAUCAAUAAUCCAAUUUUGUCACCGUUGCGUGCUUCCUUUGAGACAAGCGUUUAAAACACCUUCAGUCAUUGUGGGCGAUAGACGACUCUUUGAAGCCGCUCGCUCGCUCUCGUUAAUCGCAGUUGAUCUGUCGACAAAAGUCAAUCCAAACGUGUCAAACUUGUCUGUUUUUGCCAAAUUCAUCAUCUGUAACUGCAUUGUGCAGUCUAUUUGUGACUCGUGUUUGAAGCUACUGUUGAUGGAUCCAAGGUUCAAGACCUCGUUUUUAUUUUUGAACCAAUUCCUUCACUUGAGAGACAUCUUUAGUCAAACCCUUUCGUCAAACCCACUCCUUGCCGACCCCGAAGCCCGUGAAAAAUACGACACUUGCGGAGCGGCUCUUCUGUCGCUUGAAAAAGUUUUGCUUUUGGCAUCGUGUACGCACGAUCCGCAAUUUUACAACUACACCAAAGAAGCAAUGAAUUGGUACAUUGACGAAAUCCAAACUUACAGGUCCUUGUACCGACUGGGGGAUAUCAACGAUAACCUUUUAGAGACUUUCCAGGACAUGUACAGAGACGAAACUGUCUUUACUGGCUUUGUCUCUCUUCAAAAACGUCAUCGUGCCAUUUUGAGAGGAGCUCGACCCACAAGGGCUUUGUACCAUGUAUGGUUAAUGAUCUACCAGCGAUGGAGGAAAUUAUUACGAGACCAUGAGCACAUUAGUGACAACAACAUGGUUUUUCGCCACUUUACGGGCUUUUUGGUCUCGACCUCUGGUUGCUUCAUGUCGGGUAUUCAAUCUUUGCUCUUCUCUGGAGAAGAGCUCAACCCCAAAUCCAAAUGCCACGAGUGUAUUUCCUACUUCUUUGACCAAUGCAUCGAUCUUCUUUCGUCGCAAGAUUGCGUGGUGCGGGUGAUUGUCAAGGAUACAUUGUGCAAUGAAUCCCACUCGGACGUGUAUGACAUGAUCACCACGAAACUAAUGGCCAAGGCAACCACUUUUUUGGCAAGCAAAGUGCAAACCGAGGAAAGUGUGGUGUUUUUAGAACAGGCUAUGAUUAUCAUCACCGCGAUGGUUAACGUUAGAAACGAUGGUGCGUUGGUGCUAUCGUGCUCACUACCACAAAUAUGCCAGUUUUUCAUCAAUUUCAUCAAUGCCAUCGAUGGCGAGAUUGACAAGCUACGGUUGAAAUUGCGAUUUUGCAAAUUGGGGUACGCAUUGGAGCUGGAUCGAGCGAGCACGGGAUUGAAAGGUGCAUACAGACUUAGGAACUUUUAUGCCAAGGCUUCAGUGGAGUGGCUAGAGCAAGGUGUAUACGGGGAAGAGUUUGAUGAGAUGGACCUCGACAAGGGCGACCUGUCAGAGGUUAUGUUUUUGAAAAUGGACUUGAUGGUCCACUGCUCAAAAGCGUUGUGUCUUCAGCUACAGCACUUGUUGCUCGAAGUGCCUGAUGGCAUCAAAAAUUCGGAAAUCAAAAAAUACAAGGAUCUUGUGUUUGGAAAUUAUUUCUCAUUAUUUUACAAAAUCAUCCAAAAAUACACUAAAAUGGCGAAGACGUCGCGCCAAAAGCACAAACUUCAGCAGGUGGUUGACAAUAUUUUAGAAUCAAUCACAAAUGUCUUGCAAUAUGACUCGGACAUUGGAAUCGAGUACAUCUUGCCCAUGGGGUACCACGAGAACCACAAGGUCCGUGCAAUCUUUUUGAAUGUGUUUGCAAGCGUGUUAUCUUCGCAUCUCGUCAAGAAAGACCCCGAAGAGUUCCCAGACGAGAUGAUUAAAGACCUUCUGAAUCAAACAGAAGUGUUUAGUGCAAUUGCCAGCUGCGCCACUUCGCUAGAACAUAAUUUGCUAGCUUCUUCCAUAUUCAGUGUUUUCUCUUACACCAACAACCUUGAUCGGCUUCUCCAGGCACUUUUGAACGAUGAAGUGGCGAAUUUGUCGAGAUCAACGGAUCUAUUCCGCAGAAACUCUACAUUUACAAGGUUGUUGUUCAACUUUGCCCAAGAUUAUGGUCUGGAGUAUUUGAACAAGACACUAUUUGUGGUUAUCGAGAACUUGGUCUCAUCCCACGUACAUUUCGAGGUGGAAAAGAGGGAACUGCGUGAAGAUUCGUUAUUGUUUCUCGACCACCUUGGCAAGAUUGUGGACCGGAUAACAGAAUCAACGGCAGAGUUACCUGACGAGUUUAAAUUUGUAUGCGAAGAGAUUCGCCGUUCUAUUAGUGCCAAAUUCCACGAUCGUGCAUUAAUUGCUGUGGGUUCAUUCAUCUUUUUAAGAUUUCUUUGCCCAGCCAUUGUCAGUCCUGAACAGUAUUUCAAGAUCCAAGUGGAUGACCCAAAGACCAAACGGUCCCUAAUGCAGCUUGUAAAGAUUUUGCAAAACAUGGCAAACGGCACUCUUGCCUCGGUUCGAUGGCCAGGAUUGGUUGGCGAGGCGGAUGCCUUGAAUAAAUUGAACGACAAAAUCUUGGUGUUUCUUCGAAAAAUUUCUGGUGGGAAGCUGAAGCGUUACCCCUUUGCAACUGGACCAAGAGCAAAACCCAUUCCAGAAUUGAGAUAUGUGCACAAGUUCAUCUACCACAACUUUGUUCCAAUAAGAACGAAAUUCAUACUGGGGAAAAGCUCGAUAGUCUCUUUGCACACCAGGGUUGAAAAAUUCAAAAUAUUUGAUACUAUUCUCAUGAAGAUGGGGCUCCCCAAACCGAGUGUCAAGUUACAGUUAAACUCUGCAUUAAAAGCCAUUGAGACUAAUGGAAAUGACGAAGAUGACCUGAAGUUUAACGAUUUCAUGUCCAAAAUGUCUCUCAAGUACGCUGAUGCUUCGCCAGAUUCAAUCAACGUGAUCCACAGCGCAAUCUUUAAGGAUGCAACACCGGUGGUGGUUGUCAAUUUGAAACGAUUGAGAGAUCGACCACUGGACAUGCAGUUUUUAGUCUACAAGAUCUUGGAAACAUUGUCGCAAGUUUGGGAUAACAAGUUUUACUUGGUGUAUGACUUCACCGAGUUUUACUAUUUAAACGACACGAAAUUCACCGAGUUUGGCGAGUUGUUGGCCAAAUACUCGAGCAAACAAAUGUUUUGCAAUUGCAAGAGAGUCUACUAUUUCAAUAUCCCAAGAUUCGAAUACAGCUCAAUAGUUCAGUACAUGAAGUUGUUUCGAGGAAAAGGGAUGGAACAUGACAUUAAAGUUUAUGUCCACUCGUCUGUUGAUUCAGACCAUAUAGUAAACAACUUGUGCUUGGACUCGGACACCGUUGCCGUUAGCAAAGAUUGCAAAAUAACCUAUAGAAAUGUCAUGCUACAUUCACCCCAGACUGGUGAGUACGUGCCCGUUUCUUUAAGGAUCGGAAGAAACUUUCUCACUGUUAACUUUGAGGAUAGCGUCAAAUUUGAUAACCCUUUGGCAGUGGUGAAGAGAUAUAACCCCGUUGAAGUUUACAGGCUAACAGACAUCAAUCGCUGUGAAAUAUCAAAUUAUACGGGCUUUGACGACGAGUUUACUAUUUACUUGAACCACUCCGACGAGGUUACUUUCCGCUCCACAAAUAGACUAGAGAUUUUGCGAUUUUUGUACUUUAGCACAUCGAGGUUACUCAAGAAUGCCGGAUACGUUGAACAAGAAAGGGACUACUUGAGCGAAUUUCAUGAUAUGCGCUGGUUCGGCCGGCUCUAUAAUCUUGUUUUCCAAGGUCUACUUAGUGGAGACGCCGAGGUGAAAUCGGCGUCAGCAGUAUUGUUUGGUUCCUUAUCUUCAUAUUUCGAUAUCGACUUUGGAGUUUCGGAAAAGAACGCCAAGAGUUUACCAUUCCCCACAGACGCAACCAACAUUUCCGUCGAAGUCUCGUCCCACUUGGCCAAGACUUACCCCGAAAUGACUUAUCGGUUUUUCAAAGCGUAUCUCGACAAUUACGAGAAAAUGGAGCACAGUACUAGGUUAAACUCGAUCCUUUACAUAUCUCCAUGGAUCAGCAACGUUUACGAUUACGUGUAUUCGCAAAGCGAGUACAACGGUCCCGAGCGGGUCGGGGAUUUGAUACGGCAAUUUUGCAGAAUAACAGUGUUAAACCGCGAACACACCCUGUUCCUUAGUGAUUAUGUGUGGAAGAAACUUUUCCAAGAAACAAGAUUAGUAGAGGCGUUGGUCGAAGAAGUAGUUGCAUUUGCAAUCGACAGCAAGAAUGUCGGACCAGAUUGGUCUUUUAUAAUCUCCAUCAUAGUGCCAUCAGGCGAAGUUUGCGGAGAAGUGCUGACGCGGUUGAAUUCAGCAGUGAAAACUGUUCUCACCACGGACUCGGCAAUUGCGUUGCAAUCCAAAUUGUUUGAAAUCACAGUCUUGGUAAAAGUUUGUUCUUCACUUUUUUUCAGUUCCUACCUUUUGGCGAGGUUGUACUUGGCGGACAUUGUAUUCUUUGUUACUUUGUUCAUUGACAAUUUGCACAUUGAGGUUGGCUCCGACUUGCGAAACUUGAUCAUCAGUGCUGUCCAUUCGUUUCUCCACAAGCCCCGCUUGACACAGCAACAGCAAACAGUUAUAAACAGCACGAUUGAGUAUUUCAGCUCUCCCCGGGCAAAGAUGUUGUUUAAUAUGAGCAGAGACUCGAAAUCGUCCUUGGAUGCCAUUCAAAUAUUCAAUCGUAUUGCCAACUUUGAAGUCCUAUGCGACUACUUGAACGAGUUUAUAUAUGCCGUUAGUUCGUCAGACGACAAGACCAACUGGAAAGCGAGAUGGUCCUCCAAUUCCAUCGAUGUUGCAUUCAACAAGAACUCGCUAUUCCAAGACAGAGCUGUUUUGGUAGCGGGAAUCUUGGCCAAGAAUGGUGUUUCUGAUUCUUUUGCGUGCCGUGCCAUUAAACUAUUAUCUCGCGGCGACAUUCGAGGUAUAGACAGACUCAUCUGUGUCUCAGUUGCAUUAGCCAGAAUCAUGAGUGGGUUGGAAAAAACCUCAGUGCUCCCACCAAUUUUGUUUUGGCCGCAGAUUUGCUUUGCAUUGACAAACUAUACGGCCCUGUAUCAAGUGGCAAUCCAAAAUCUUGUUGUCACAACAACAAAGUUGAUGCUCAUGGGACCACAAGCGAUUGAAGACUGCUUUGCUCGUCGCGGAUAUUUGGAACCAUAUAUUGCGGAUUUCCAAGAAAGGAACGAACUUUCAAUCACCAGAGAAAAUUAUGUUGUUCACAUUUUCACAAUUUUGACCCAAGGUUUAAAAGUGUCGCAGUUUCGCCACUUGUCAAUGUCGUGUAUCAAAGAGUUUUUCAAAGUAUCCUACUCCGUCAGAAAGUACCGACCUGUGAAUGGUCGGUCCUUGGAGGGAAACGCUUACGCCUACCUCGUGAUUAUGUACUUGUGCAUGGACAAUUCAGAGUUUGAAGAAUACCUUAGAGAGUUGCAAAUAGAUUGCGAUUUUGUUGCAAUUGAUAAAACACAACGCAUUCCAACUUUCUUGCUUGAUUUUUUGGUCGACGACAGCGAAUCGUCACAAACGGUGAGAGUAUGCAUUGGACAGUUUUUUAAAGACACAAAAGUCGUCGAUGUGGGUCUCCGGACGCGGUUCAUAUCCAUGUACUACCAACUAGUGGGCCGAAGAGAGGAAGCAGCACUUCUCAUUUACCACAUAAUCCAACCUACAUUGAGACUUUUCCUUCAGAGCACGAGUUCGGCAGAGGAGAUUGAGAAAGUUUCAAAUGUCAUAUUUAGAGUUUCAGAAAUAACUGAUUAUGAUGCAACCAAGUACAUUAGAAUUAUCGACGACUUGGUCGCCUCAAAGGGACUCCAAGUGAUCCAGAAACUAGAGACUUUGAAGCCUAUGGAGAGCUCCUUGGAUAAAAACCAGAAUUUCACCGCGGCUUUCAACUUUGAUAUAAAGAGCACGCAAGCGAUGUUUUACAGAGCUGCCUGCACUUAUGUCGAAGGUAUAAAAUUGGACGACUAG
This is a messenger RNA of Lodderomyces beijingensis, 7914 nucleotides long. Lineage: Eukaryota; Fungi; Ascomycota; Pichiomycetes; Serinales; Debaryomycetaceae. The record is from the annotation of a GenBank genome assembly.